AUGUUACAAAAUAUAUCUAACAAUUUAUGCAAUGUUGCAAUUUCUGCAAUGUUGCAAUUUCUGCAAUGUUGCAAUUUCUGCAAUGUUGCAAUUCCUACAAUGUUGCAAGGUUACGAUAUAAUCAAUGUUGCAAUAUAUGCAAUGCUGCAAUAUAAACAAUGUUACAAUAUAUUCAAUGUUGCAAUAUUAGCAAUGUUGCAAUAA
Molecule: messenger RNA, 204 nt
Organism: Enterospora canceri
Lineage: Eukaryota; Fungi; Microsporidia; Enterocytozoonidae
Source: the annotation of a GenBank genome assembly